AUGUAUCGAUAUCUCACGACAACCAGCGUGGUUGUUUCGAGCCUCACUUUUACCGGUAUCGUGAGCGCACAGAACGCGUCGAGCAUCAUCGAAGUCGAUCCGCUCCAGAACCCGUUUCCGUACUACUUCCCGCCUCAAGAUGCUGCGAAUACCUCGGCGCUGUUCCCCAUGCCAGACUGCCAGGGCAUUACGCUUGAAGAAGCCACCGUCGAUCAGCUCGCGGACUACAUGGAAAGUGGCGUGCUUACUUCGACUCAACUUCUGCGGUGCUAUCUACGCCGGGUCCGGCAGGUUGAUGGCUACAUCGGGUCUGUCAUGGAGAUUAAUCCGGAUGCUGAGGAGAUUGCUGCUGCGUUGGAUGCUGAGCGGGCAGCUGGCGUUGUGCGCGGACCGUUGCAUGGGAUUCCGUUUCUUGUCAAGGAUAAUAUUGCGACGAAGGACCGGAUGGAGACGACCUGUGGAAGUCCCAUGUUGCUCGGGAGUGUCGUGCCGAGGGACGCUCAUGUAGUCGCCAUGCUACGACGGGCGGGUGCGGUUCUGAUGGGCAAAGCGACGCUCUCGGAAUGGGCUGAUAUGCGGUCGAAUAACUACUCGGAAGGGUACUCGCCGCGCGGCGGACAGGCGAGGAGCGCGUAUAAUCUUGCUCUGAACCCGGGUGGGAGCAGCUCUGGCAGUGCGGCCGCUGUCGCUGCGAACGUGGUGACGUUCUCGUUGGGCACGGAGACAGAUGGGAGCGUUAUCAAUCCCGCUGAGAGGAAUGCGCUGGUUGGUAUCAAGCCUACAGUUGGGCUGACUUCAAGGGCCGGUGUUGUGCCAGAGUGUGAGCACCAGGACAGCGUAGGUACAUUUGGCCGCACAGUGCGUGACGCUGCAUAUGCUUUUGAUGCCAUCCACGGGGUUGAUCCCCGCGACAACUACACCCUCGCUCAAAAGGGCAAGACACCGCCUGGUGGCUACAUGCCGUACCUGAAGACCAAGUCCAGCUUACAGAACGCAACAUUCGGUAUCCCCUGGGCCAGCUUCUGGAAGCACGCCGACGCCGACCAGCUAGCCCAGCUGCUCGCACUCGUCGCAGCAAUCAAGGCUGCGGGAGCGACGGUGCUCAACAACACCGAGAUCCCCAAUCGCGAACUGACCAUCUCGCCCGAUGGCUGGAACUGGGACUACGGCACGCAGCGCGGCUACCCCAACGAGUCCGAGUACACCGUCGUCAAGGUCGAUUUCUACAACAACAUCAAGACGUACCUGUCCGGGCUCGAGAACACAGAUAUCCGCUCGCUGGAGGACAUGGUGGCCUACAACUAUGCCAACGACGGCACCCAGGGCGGAAACCCCUGGCCGCUCGGCGUUCCCGCGUUUUACUCUGGCCAAGACGGCUUCCUCGCUGCGCUGGAGACGAAGGGCGUCAGGGACUCGACGUACCACCAGGCCCUUGCGUUCACGCAAAAAGCCACGCGAGAAGACGGCAUCGAUGCAGCGCUAGCCAACAACGGACGGCCGGUGGAUGUACUGCUCGCCCCCGCGGAUGUUGGCCAGUCGUAUCAGCUCUCAGCUCAGGCAGGGUAUCCUGUUGUCACCAUCCCGGCCGGUGUGAAGGCAAAUGUAGGCAUGCCGUUUGGUCUGGCGCUGAUGGGUACUGCGUGGAGUGAAGGCACGUUGUUGAAGUGGGCCAGUGCGAUUGAGGAUCUGCAGCUCAGCACCGAGGGUUUGCCGACGCGGACGCUGCCAAAAUGGUAUGGGUAUAGGCAGAGGAACAUUCCCGUCCCGUUCCUGGACUCUUGA
Molecule: messenger RNA, 1782 nt
Organism: Didymella exigua CBS 183.55
Lineage: Eukaryota; Fungi; Ascomycota; Dothideomycetes; Pleosporales; Didymellaceae
Product: glutamyl-tRNA amidotransferase subunit A
Exons: 1
Coding region: 1-1782 (593 amino acids)
Source: RefSeq, a predicted model, not a curated record